AUGGACAAGGAGGCCAGUGCCGCUCUUUGGCCUCUUCUGGAGAGUGCCCUCAAGAAGGGAAAGAGUGCUUAUUUAGUUGGUCCUAGAGCAUACAUCGAUGGGAAGGAAAUACGACGCAAAUGAAGAGACAUCUCUACCUAUCCUUCUUUAUGUUUUCUAUCAUAGGUUGUUGACAUUGAAUCAUAUACUAUAUUGACACUGACAUUUUGAUCGUCAUCCAUUGAUUAUGACAUUUGACAGGUAAUUGGUUCUUGUUAUUUUUUUCAUUUUUUCAUUUAUAAUGUUCCAAUACAGGUUAAUAUUAAAUUAAGAUUAAAUAUGACAUGUAAUAUGUUCCAUUCCACUUAUAAGCGAGUGGGAGUAACAUUUUCAAUUCAGUUAAGUAGUUGGUUAACUACUUUUAUUGUUAGGGAGUUACUUCUUAUAGCCGUUAACACAAGGGGUUUACGUGAAAUUGUAAAAAGAAAAGCUUUUUUCUAUUUUGUAAAGAGACAACGGCAGAUUUUACUUUCUUACAAGAAUGCCAUUUAUGCUCAGAGGAUGUGCAAUUUUGGAAGAACAUGUGGGGCAAUGGUUUAUGGUUAUCACAUGGUACAAAUCACUCUGCAGGAUUCGCUAUUCUCAAAGACAUGUUUAAAGAGGAUGUAUUAACUAAGACUCAUACAAGAGAUACUGGGUCUAUUUAGUAAUUGAAACUGCUGGAGAACAGUUCUUACUUUAAUGUUUAUUGUUAUAACUCAAGAAAUGAAAAACUAUUGGAAGAUAUAAAAGAGAAUGCAAAGCUGAUAUUUGGGUGAGAGACAGAAAUCCUCCUAGAGCACAUGAUUCAGGUAAUAUGUAAUCUGUAUUCUCUAAUAUAAAUGUUACUGAUAUAUGGAGGUAUAGAAAACCUGUGGUAAAAUACUUAUAUUGGAACUCUACAGUCCAGAAUAGACUUAUGGCUGAUAUCCAAUUAAUUAGAACCUAAAGUUGAUCAAAUUGAGACUCACCUGAUAUUUUAACAGAUCAUAAAGUCAAACUAAAACUGAAUAUUUGUGAUGACUCACAAAUAUGUUCAAAUGUGGGUUAUUGGAAAACAUAUAACUCUAUUGCAAAUUGAAGAUUUCACACAAAUUGUCAAUUAUCUUAUUGAAGAACACUGGACAUUAGCCAUUAGUAAAUGGUGAACAUGGGAAAUACUAUGAAGUAUUACAGUUUAAGAUUAGAAGAUUGGCCAUGAGGCAUUGCAAGGAACAUGCAUAAAAAAAGAGGUUGAAGAUAGAAUGCAUUGUCAGUGAAAUUGCUUCCCUAGCUGAAUGUCAAAAAUAAAGUACAGAGUUGUAUGAUAUUCAGUUACAUAAACUGCUAAAUUAAUUAAAAGUACAACGAAAAGGCUAGAGGGGCUUUUGUUAGAUCAAAAAGACAAUGGAUGGUGGAAGACGAGAAUAAUUGCAAUUAUUUCUUCAGCUUGAGAAAUUCAAUGUUUUAAUUAUUAAUCCAGUAACUUUAAAUGAGGAAUUCAUUUAAACAAGACAAGCACAAAGACAGGUGAAACAGAUCAGGGUGUAUCAGUACACACCCCUCUAGGGACGUCACCUGGCGUCCUACAUGGGCGCAUACCUGAUUGACCAGGGUACCAGCGUUGGAACUCAGCGAUGAGGCCUGGGUCCAGGAUGUCCCUAGCGUGGACCCAGCACCUCUCCUCUGGGCCAUAACCCUCCCGUAAACCAGGUACUGGAAUCCACUGCACCGCAGUCGAACCUUCAGGAGGCGCCUGUGUAUGCUGGUUGGCCGUCGAUGAGACGGGGGAGAGGGGUAGGCCUGGAAACAGGAGCCAAAGGGCUCUGAGACAUGAAAAGUGGGAUGUAUACGGAGGGAUCAUGGCAACAGAAGACGAACAACAGAAGGGCUAAUAAUCUUGGAGAUGGGGAAAGGUCUGAUAAAAUGGGGAAGAUCCCAAGUAGACAGCCAUACCGUUGGACUGAGGGUGGAAACCGGAGGACAUGCUGGCCGACGACCCAAUGAGUGUGCAGAACGUCUUCCAGAACCGGGACGAGAACUGAGGACCCCGGUCGGAGACCAUGUCCACCGGGAGUCCAUGGAUCUGGAAGACGUGCUGUGUGAUGAGCUGGGCCGUCUCUUUGGCAGAGGGUAGCUUGGGGAGAGGAAUUAAAUGAAAUGGGUUGCUUUGGAAAACCGGUCCACUACUGUCAGGAUGACUGUGUUGCCAUCAGAAGGGGUGAGCCCCGUGAUAUGUGAGACCAGGGACAAUUAGGGAAAGGCAGCGGUUGAAGGAGACCAGCCAGAGCUUGCCGAGGAUUCUUGUUCUGCGCACAGAUCGUGCAGGCAGCAACGGAUGCGGAGAUGUCAGGGACCAUGGUAGGCCACCAAAAGCACUCUUGUGCAAAGGCCAGGGUCCGAUGGUAGCCCGGAUGGCAGGCAAGCCUGGAGGAGUGGGCCCACACCAGGACCGAUGGGCGGACAGCGUCAGGAACAAACAACCGGUUAUCUAAAAUGCAAAUUAAUUACUUAAAAAUCAUACAAUGUGAUUUUCUGGAUUUUUGCUUUAGAUUCUGUCUCUCACAGUUGAAGUGUACCUAAGAUACAAAAUUGCAGACCUCUACAUGCUUUGUAAGUAGGAAAACCUGCAGAAUCGUUUCAAAAAAUUCUAAAAAAUUAAAAACAGAAAAGUGGUGUGUGCAAAUGUAUUCACGCACUUUGCUAUGAAGCCCCUAAAUAAGAUCUGGUGCAACCAAUUACCUUCAGAAGUCACAUAAUUAGUCAAAUAAAGUCCACCUGUGUGCAAUCUAAGUGUCACAUCAUCUCAGUGUAUAUAUACACCUGUUCUGAAAGGCCCCAGAGUCUGCAACACCACUAAGCAAGGGGCACCAUCAAGCAAGUGGCACCAUGAAGACCAAGGAGCUCUCCAAACAGUUCAGGGACAAAGUUGUGGAGAAGUACAGAUCACGGUUGGGUUAUAAAACAAUAUUCGAAACUUUGAACAUCUCACGGAGCACCAUUAAAUCCAUAAUAAAAAAAUUGAAAGAAUAUGGCACCACAACAAACCCGCCAAGAAAGGGCCGCCCACCAAAACUCACAGACCAGGCAAGGAGGGCAUUAAUCAGAGAGGCAACAAAGAGACCAAAGAUAACCCUGAAGGAGCUGUAAAGCUCCACAGCGGUGAUUUGGAGUAUCUGUCCAUAGGACCACUUAAAGCCUUACACUCCACAGAGCUGGGCUUUAUGGAAGAGUGGCCAGAAAAAGCCAUUGCUUAAAGAAAAAAAUAAGCAAACAUGUUUGGUGUUCACCAAAAGGCAUGUGGGAGACUCUCCAAACAAAUGGAAAAGGGACUCUGGUCAGAUGAGAAUAAAAUGUUGCUUUUUGGCCAUCAAGGAAAACGCUAUGUCUGGCGCAAACCCAACACCUCUCAUCACCCUGAGAACACCAACCCCACAGUGAAGCAUGGUGGUGGCAGCAUCAUGCUGUGGGAUGUUUUUCAUCGGCAGGGACUGGGAAACUGGUCAGAAUUUAAGGAAUGAUGGAUGGCGCUAAAUACAGGGAAAUUCUUGAAUAAACCUUUUUCAGUAUUCCAGAGAUUUGAGACUGGGAUGGAGUUUCACCUUCCAGCAGGACAAUGACCCUAAGCAUACUGCUAAAGCAACACUCGAGUGGUUUAAGGGGAAACAUUUAAAUGUCUUGGAAUGGCCUAGACAAAGCCCAGACCUCAAUCAAAAUUGAGAAUCUGUGGUAUGACUUAAAGACUGCUGUACACCAGCGGAACCUAUCCAACUUGAAGGAGCUGGAGCAGUUUUGCCUUGAAGAAUGGGCAAUACUCCCAGUGGCUAGAUGUGCCAAGCUUAUAGAGACAUACCCCAAGAGAAUUGCAGCUGUAAUUGCUGCAAAAGGUUGCUCUACAAAGUAUUGACUUUGGGGGAGUGAAUAGUUAUGCACGCUCAAGUUUUCUGUUUUUUUGUCUUAUUUCUUGUUUGUUUCACAAGAAAAAAUAUUUUGCAUCUUCAAAGUAGUAGGCAUGUUGUGUAAAUCAAAUGAUACAAACCCCCCCAAAAAUCCAUUUUAUUUCCACGUUGCAAAACAAAAUAGGAAAAAUGCCAAGGGGGGUGAAUACUUUCGCAAGCCACUGUACCACCAUCAGAAAUCACACAUGAUGUCCCGGGAGGUCUACCCCGAGGGUUGGUGAUAGAGGGGAGGUACGUGCCACGACGUCGUUGGCUCCCUCUGCUGGGACUACCCGGGAUGGGCACCCCGACGCUGAUAGCAUCCAUUAGGGGUAAUUAGGGGAGGGUGCCAACCAGCCAUGCAGGCCACAUAAAUGGAGCACCAUGGCACAACCUGAGAGAGAAAAAGAGAGAGGCAAGGAGUGAGCCGACAGAGGGGAACGAAGCUCCCGGAGGCAUGGAGACGAAUAUGAGAAGGACCGAGCCAAUCCUAAGUAAAUUUGUUGUUACAUUUAUUUUUGUUGCCUAGUAAAGUCGUGUUUUCUGACUAGAACCUCCCUGUCUCUGUGUCCAUCUCUGUGCGCUGAACCCAACACCCCAUGGUUUACCACACCUGUCUGACAGAUAAUUAUCAAACCACUUGCAAGAAGCCUGAUCCAGGACUACUUCAGUCAAUCUUUGAAUGAGCAUGUGAAGGUCAACGGUAUCAAAGCCCUUGGAAAUGUCUAUAAAUAAGACAGCACAAUGAUGUUUAGGAUCUAAGCAAUUUAACACAUCUAAAACAAGCGUAGCAGCAUAAUCUGUGCUAUGUCCAGGUUGAAAACUGGAUUGGUGCACAUAUAAGAAUAGAGGUAGAAGUUAAAGUUCUUAGCAGAGAGGAUUCUAAAACUUUGGAAAGGCAAGAUCAUUUGGAAAUUGGACGGCAGUUAUCUAAGUCAGAAGGAUUUGCUCUUUUAUGUAGGGGGAGGACAUGUGCCGCUUUCCAGAUCUUAGGGAUAACGCCAGAAACAAUUGUCAAGUGGGACAGAGCGCUGCAGUAAUGAUGGUUUGUGUUAAAAUUGAUGGAAUUUCAAUAAAAAAACGAAACAAAAAACAAAUCACAGCACAGAUUGAAGGGCACACUUCCAGGCAUGGGUACACUGAAAAUGGCUGCCUGUCCAACCAUUAUGCCAUCAUUAAUUUGAAUAGAGACACCCUUUCUAUUCAUUCUAUGAUGUAGACAGACAGACAGGAUAUGUAUAUAGUCUUCGCCUGUUUCAGUUUGUGUGUGUGUGUGCAUGCGUGCCUCUCUGACCCUGUGUCCUGCCUUCUCUCCUCAGAGCUGUUCCUGUAGAGCUGAUCCACUAUGUUGUUCCUGAGGAGGCUGGUGUGUGUGUGUUGUCCUUCAGCACUGGUGAGGGGUGUGUUGGACUCCAGACACUGUACGUUCGCCCUCACUCUCCUCACACUACUCAUGCAGGUGGUGGUGGAGGCCAGCUCAUGGUGGUAUGUACACUUCAUUUUACACAAUACACUUUACAUGAUACUGCUCUGCUCUCUGUGUGUGGAUAAAGAGGAGGUAGAGAGAGAGACAGAGGGAGGCAAAGAGAUGGAGAGGCGUGUUAGAGAAUAGAGAGAGAUAGACAGAAGGAGGGUGGAGGGGGUGAAAGAUGGGGGAGGGAGAGAGACGAGAAGGAGGGGAGAUAAAAAGGAAGUCGAGAGAGAGACAGAGGGAGGCAAAGAGAGGGAGAAAUAAGGAAAGAGGGGGAUUAUAGAAGAGUGUGUGUGUGUGAGAGAGAGAACCAACAGAAAUGAAUGCAAUUGACUUGUCAACUACUUGAUGCAUAUCUAUACAUAAAUCUCAUUGAAUGCAAUGUAUUAACUUAGGAAUCAUGUCUGUGAAGCAUAUUUGUAGGCAGUAAUAUUGUGACACUAAUCUUCUCCCAAUUGAAUGCAAUGUAUUCACUUAGGCGUCAUGUCUCUGGCUUAUCUCUAGGCAUCAAUAUAGUUACACUAAUCUUCCCUCAUUGAAUCUAAUGAAUUCAUAUAAGCGUCAUGUACACAACAUUGCUCGUCGAACAUCUCAUUCCAAAGUCAUGGGCAUUAAUAUGGGAAGGCUUUACACUAGAUGUUGGAACAUUGCUGCGGGGACUUGCAUCCAUUCAGCCACGAGCAUUAGUGAGGUCGGGGCACUGAUGUUGGGCGAUAAGGCCUGGCUCACAGUCAGUGUUCCAAUUCAUCCCAAAGGUGUUUGAUGGGGUUGAGGUCAGGUCUCUAUGCAAGACAGUCAAGUUCUUGCACACCAAUCACGACAAACCAUUUCUGUAUGGCUCUCACUUUGUGGACGGCGCUAUUGUCAUGCUAAAACAGGAAAGGGCCUUCCCCAAACUGUUGCCACAAAAUUGGAAGCACAGAUAUGUCUAGAAUGUCAUUGUAUGCUGUAGCGUUAAGAUUUCCCUUCACUGGAACUAAGGGCCUAGCCCGAACCAUGAAAUACAGCCCCAGACCAUUAUUCCUCCUCCACCAAACUUUACAGUUGGCACUAUGCAUUCAGGCAGGUAGCGUUCUCCUGGCAUCCGCCAAACCCAGAUUUGUCCGUCGGACUGCCAGAUGGUGAAGCUUGAUUCAUCACUCCAGAGAACACGUUUCGACUGUUCCAGAGUCCAAUUGCGGCGAGCUUUACACCACUCCAGCCGACGCUUGGCAUUGUGCAUGGUGAUCUUAGGCUUGUGUGCGGAUGCUCGGACAUGGAUACCCAUUUCAUGAAGCUCCCGACAAACUGACGUUGCUUCCAGAGGCAGUUUGGAAUUCAGUAGUGAGUGUUGUUACGGAGGACAGACGAUUUUUACGCACUUCAGCACUCGGCGGUCCCGUUCUGUGAGCUUGUGUGGCCUACCACUUUGUGGCUGAGACGUUGUUGCUGCUUGACGUUUCCACUUCACAAUAACAGUACUUACAGAUGACCGGGGCAGCUCUAACAGGGCAGAAAUUUGACGAACUGACUUUUUGUAAAGGUGGUAUCGACAUUGAAAGUCACUGAGCUCUCCAGUAAGCCUAAUUUACUGGUAAUGUUUGUCUAUGGAGAUUGCAUGGCUGUGUGCUCGAUUUUAUAUACUGUACCUGUCAGAAACGGGUGUGGCUGAAAUAGCCAAAUCUACUAAUUUGAAGGAGUGUCCAUAUACUUUUGUAAAUAUAGUGUAUCUAUACAGUAUAUCUAUUUAUCAUUUGGAAAAUAUAGAACAGGAAAAUCCAAACGUGUGUGUGUGUGUGUGUGUGUGUGUGUGUGUGUGUGUGUGUGUGUGUGUAAGAAACAAAAACAAAACUAAGUAAAUAAAGUGUGUGUAAUCUUUUGUUGAAUUUAAGCGGGUGUGGCUGAAAUAGCCGAAUCCUCUAAUUUAAAGGGGUGUCCACUAAUCUAAACGGGUGUUUGUGUGUGCCAUUAGGAGAGAAGUCUAAAUGUGAACAUGCAGUUGAGAGACAAACUGAAUAGAUUUGCUACACAGAGGUAAACAGUGUUUAGACAUCACCAUAGGAGCAUUGCUCAAAUCAGAUCUAAUUUGAAUUCUGUUUGUGUCUCUGCGUGUGAGCGUGUGUGUGUGUGUGUGUGUUUGCCUGCAAGUGUGUGUGUGGUGUUUGUGGUGAUUUUGUAACAGCAAAACGCUAAAGAAUUUGUGCCAAAUGGAAAGUAGAACUUUUACAGACAUGUUUUCUACUUGUUUAUAGGAAACUAGAACAAACAGUACACAACUCUUUAGUGAGAAUACUGAAGCAAUGAGCUAUACUGAGGUCAUUAGGCAGAGGAAUACAAUCAUCUGUAGCCUUUUCAACAAAUCCAUGAAGUUGUAUUUGUUGAUGUAUUGAGACUCUACAUACUGUAGUUGACUAAAGCAAUGGCAGAAGAGAAAUUCCAUUGUGAUAUUCCAUGGAUUAUGUGAUUUAGUAUGGACACAAACAUUAUCACACAAAAUACCUACUGCUGACGUGUGUGUGUGUGUGUUGUGGUUUGUGUGUGUGUUUGUGAUUUGUGUGCCUUUCAGUUCCCUCCAGUAAAAGACACACAGGUGCAAACGAUUUACUGUGUCCGAGCGAGUGAGGCCUGUUAGGGGGGUGUGUGUCAGUGUGUUUUCUCUCCCUCCCUCCCUGGCUGCUCUCCCCAACAGAUCAGGUUACAGUGGGGGCUAAUUGUGCUGCUCUGGGGGGGUUUAGAAUGGAUUGCUGUGUGUGGGCACGCGAGCUUGCGUGCAGUUAUUCUCUAACAGGUUAUUCUCUCUCUCUUCCUCUCCCUCUUUCCAGGUCUUUAGCCAUGAACCCUCUGCUGAUCCCCGAGGCAUACAUCAUCGGUGCCCAGCCUCUGUGCAGCCAGCUGGUAAGUCUGUCUCAGGGCCAGAAGAAGCUGUGCCAGCUCUACCAGGACCACAUGCAGUACAUCGGCGAGGGCGCCAAGACUGGCAUCAGGGAGUGCCAGUAUCAGUUCAGACAACGGCGUUGGAACUGCAGCACCGUGGACAACUCCUCCGUGUUCGGACGGGUCAUGCAGAUAGGUAAGGCUUAG
Coregonus sp. 'balchen' is the source of this 8466-nucleotide messenger RNA. The record is from the annotation of a GenBank genome assembly. NCBI's taxonomy places the organism in Eukaryota, Metazoa, Chordata, Actinopteri, Salmoniformes, Salmonidae.